CAGAGCCCGUAGGAGGAGGGGGGAGCCGCUCAUUCAUUUUUCCUCCGCAUUUCUGCCCCUCGCCGGCCUCGCCCGCGACCUAGACUUCGGGGCGAUCUUGCCAACUGCGUCGCGCGCUCCCGCCGCGGAGGCUUGGGCUCCCGGCCGCGCUCCCCCUGCGCCUGGGGGCCGGGUGUGUUUGUGCUCGGCGCGACGGAUUUGGGCUUUGCCCCCUUUGCAGUUUCCUCCUCGCUCCUGUUUCUCCGGGUUUGAAAAUGGAGGCCGACGACGCCGACAGCCCGCCCCGGCGCGCCCCGGGUUCCCGACUCCGCCGAGCCCUGGGCCGUGGCUGCCGGCGCUGAGUGGCCGCCCCGCGCCUCCCCGUGCGCGCUGCCCACCGGGUCGGGUGGCGCCGCCUUCGGAGUAUUGUUUCCUUCGCUCUUGAUCUUGAAGGGGAGCGAAGACCUGAGUUGGAGACUUUUUUUUUCUUUUUCUUUUCCUUUUUUUUUUUUUUUUUUUUUUGUGUGUGUUUUUUGAAAAAGAGGAAUUUCGUCCCAAAUCAAAGGAAUGAAGUCUGGCUCCGGAGGAGGGUCCCCGACCUCGCUGUGGGGGCUCCUGUUUCUCUCUGCUGCGCUCUCGCUCUGGCCGACGAGUGGAGAAAUCUGUGGGCCGGGCAUCGACAUCCGCAAUGACUAUCAGCAGCUAAAACGCCUGGAGAACUGCACGGUGAUCGAGGGCUACCUCCACAUCCUGCUCAUCUCCAAGGCCGAGGACUACCGCAGCUACCGCUUCCCCAAGCUCACCGUCAUCACCGAGUACUUGCUGCUGUUCCGGGUCGCUGGCCUCGAGAGCCUCGGAGACCUCUUCCCGAACCUCACCGUCAUCCGCGGCUGGAAACUCUUCUAUAACUACGCCCUGGUCAUCUUCGAGAUGACCAACCUGAAGGAUAUUGGGCUUUACAACCUGAGGAACAUUACUCGGGGGGCCAUCAGGAUUGAGAAGAAUGCUGACCUGUGCUACCUCUCCACAGUGGACUGGUCGCUGAUCCUGGAUGCGGUGUCCAAUAACUACAUUGUGGGGAACAAGUCCCCAAAGGAAUGUGGAGACCUGUGUCCAGGGACCAUGGAGGAGAAACCAUUGUGCGAGAAGACCACCAUCAACAAUGAGUACAACUACCGCUGCUGGACCACAAAUCGCUGCCAGAAAAUGUGCCCAAGUGCCUGCGGGAAGCGUGCGUGCACCGAGUACCAGGAGUGCUGCCAUCCUGAGUGCCUGGGCAGCUGCCAUGCACCCGACGACGACACGGCCUGUGUGGCCUGCAGACACUUCUACUAUGCUGGCAUCUGCGUGCCCGCCUGUCCACCCGGCACCUACCGCUUCGAGGGCUGGCGCUGUGUGCACCGAGACUUCUGCGCCAACAUCCCCAAUGCUGAGAGCAGUGACUCCGAGGGCUUCGUCAUCCAUGACGGGGAGUGCAUGCAGGAGUGUCCCUCGGGCUUCAUCCGCAACGGCAGCCAGAGCAUGUACUGCAUCCCUUGUGAAGGUCCUUGCCCCAAGGUCUGCGAGGAAGAAAAGAAGACGAAAACCAUUGACUCUGUGACUUCUGCUCAGAUGCUCCAAGGGUGCACCAUCUUCAAGGGCAACCUGCUCAUUAAUAUCCGACGGGGCAAUAACAUUGCGUCGGAACUGGAGAACUUCAUGGGGCUCAUUGAGGUGGUGACUGGCUACGUGAAGAUCCGCCAUUCCCAUGCCUUGGUCUCCUUGUCCUUCCUGAAAAACCUUCGCCUGAUCCUGGGGGAGGAGCAGCUGGAAGGGAACUACUCCUUCUACGUCCUGGACAACCAGAACCUGCAGCAGCUGUGGGAUUGGGACCACCGCAACCUCACCAUCAAAUCUGGGAAGAUGUACUUUGCUUUCAAUCCCAAACUGUGUGUCUCUGAAAUUUACCGCAUGGAAGAAGUGACGGGGACGAAAGGGCGCCAGAGCAAAGGGGACAUAAACACCAGGAACAACGGGGAACGAGCCUCCUGUGAAAGUGACGUAUUGCGUUUCACCUCCACCACCACAUCGAAGAACCGCAUUAUCAUCACCUGGCACCGGUACCGGCCCCCAGACUACAGGGAUCUCAUCAGCUUCACUGUUUACUACAAGGAGGCACCGUUUAAAAAUGUCACCGAGUAUGAUGGGCAGGAUGCUUGUGGCUCCAACAGUUGGAACAUGGUGGACGUGGACCUGCCUCCUAACAAGGACGCGGAGCCUGGCAUCCUACUGCAUGGGCUGAAGCCCUGGACACAGUACGCGGUCUAUGUCAAGGCCGUGACCCUCACCAUGGUAGAGAACGACCACAUCCGUGGGGCCAAGAGUGAAAUCUUGUACAUUCGCACCAAUGCUUCAGUUCCUUCCAUUCCCCUGGAUGUCCUUUCGGCAUCCAACUCCUCUUCUCAGCUCAUCGUCAAGUGGAACCCCCCAUCUCUGCCCAACGGAAACCUGAGUUAUUAUAUCGUGCGGUGGCAGCGGCAGCCUCAGGACAGCUACCUAUACCGGCACAAUUACUGCUCCAAAGACAAAAUCCCCAUCAGAAAGUAUGCGGAUGGCACCAUCGAUGUCGAAGAGGUCACCGAGAACCCCAAGACUGAAGUAUGUGGUGGCGAGAAAGGGCCUUGCUGCGCUUGCCCCAAAACCGAAGCCGAGAAGCAGGCCGAGAAGGAGGAGGCCGAGUACCGGAAAGUGUUUGAGAAUUUCCUGCACAACUCCAUCUUCGUGCCGAGGCCUGAAAGGAGGCGGCGAGAUGUUGCGCAGAUGGCCAACACCACCAUGUCCAGCCGCAGCAGGAACACCACGGUGGCUGAUACCUACAAUGCCACAGAUCCAGAGGAGCUAGAGACCGAAUACCCUUUCUUUGAGAGCAGAGUGGAUAACAAGGAAAGAACUGUAAUUUCAAACCUCCGGCCUUUUACCUUGUACCGCAUUGACAUCCACAGCUGUAACCAUGAGGCUGAGAAGCUGGGCUGCAGCGCUUCUAACUUUGUUUUUGCAAGAACCAUGCCCGCAGAAGGAGCAGAUGACAUUCCUGGCCCGGUGACGUGGGAAGCAAGGCCUGAAAACUCCAUCUUUUUAAAGUGGCCAGAGCCUGAGAAUCCUAAUGGAUUGAUUCUAAUGUACGAAAUAAAAUACGGAUCACAAGUUGAGGAUCAGCGAGAAUGUGUGUCCAGACAGGAAUACAGGAAAUACGGAGGGGCCAAGCUUAGCCGGCUAAACCCAGGGAACUAUACAGCCCGGAUUCAAGCUACCUCGCUCUCUGGGAAUGGGUCGUGGACAGAUCCUGUGUUUUUCUAUGUCCCAGCCAAAACAACGUAUGAAAACUUCAUCCAUCUGAUCAUCGCUCUGCCAGUCGCCAUCCUGUUGAUUGUGGCAGGCUUGGCGAUAAUGCUGUACGUCUUCCAUAGGAAGAGAAACAGCAGCAGGCUGGGGAAUGGAGUGUUGUACGCCUCUGUGAACCCGGAGUACUUCAGUGCUGCGGAUGUGUACGUUCCUGAUGAGUGGGAGGUAGCGCGAGAGAAGAUCACCAUGAGCCGGGAGCUGGGGCAAGGCUCCUUUGGGAUGGUCUACGAAGGAGUGGCUAAAGGUGUGGUGAAAGACGAGCCUGAGACCCGGGUAGCCAUCAAGACAGUGAACGAGGCCGCAAGCAUGCGUGAAAGGAUCGAGUUUCUCAAUGAGGCCUCUGUGAUGAAGGAGUUCAACUGUCAUCAUGUGGUGCGACUGCUAGGCGUGGUGUCCCAGGGCCAGCCCACACUGGUCAUCAUGGAGCUGAUGACGCGGGGGGAUCUCAAGAGCUAUCUCAGGUCUUUGAGGCCGGAAGUAGAGAAUAGCCCCAUCCUGGCACCUCCAAGCCUCAGCAAGAUGAUCCAGAUGGCCGGAGAGAUUGCAGAUGGCAUGGCAUACCUCAACGCCAACAAGUUUGUCCACAGAGACCUUGCUGCCCGCAAUUGCAUGGUAGCUGAAGAUUUCACAGUCAAAAUUGGAGAUUUUGGGAUGACGCGAGAUAUUUACGAGACAGACUACUACCGGAAAGGAGGGAAAGGGCUGCUGCCUGUGCGCUGGAUGUCUCCUGAGUCCCUCAAGGAUGGAGUCUUCACCACUCAUUCGGACGUCUGGUCCUUCGGGGUCGUCCUCUGGGAGAUCGCCACGCUGGCUGAGCAGCCAUACCAGGGCUUGUCCAACGAGCAAGUCCUUCGCUUCGUCAUGGAGGGUGGCCUCCUGGACAAACCCGACAACUGCCCAGACAUGCUGUUUGAGCUGAUGCGCAUGUGCUGGCAGUACAACCCCAAGAUGAGGCCUUCCUUCCUGGAGAUCAUCAGCAGCGUCAAAGACGAGCUGGAGGCCGGCUUCCGGGAGGUCUCCUUCUACUACAGCGAGGAGAACAAGCCGCCCGAGCCGGAGGAGCUGGACCUGGAGCCCGAGAACAUGGAGAGCGUCCCGCUGGACCCAUCAGCCUCCUCGUCCUCCCUGCCGCCGCCCGACAGACACUCAGGACACAAGGGCGAGAACGGCCCGGGCCCCGGCGUGCUGGUGCUCCGCGCCAGCUUCGACGAGAGACAGCCUUACGCGCACAUGAACGGAGGCCGCACGAACGAGAGGGCCUUGCCGCUGCCCCAGUCGUCAACCUGCUGAUCCCGGACCCGCGUCGCAUCGCGUGCAAGCAGUAACGUGUAUGCACACUCAGCGGCGGGCGGGGGGAGAGGAGAGUUUUACCAGUCAGUCCACGAGCCUCCUGGACCUCAGUGGGUCUUCAGAGCUGCCCUGCUGCCCACGGAGACCGCUUCUCUGCAGUAGCCACCUUGGGAUGUUCCUUUUCUCAAUAUGCAAGCAGCUUUCAUUCCCCUGCCCAAGCCCUUAACUGACACGGGCCACUGAGAACCUUAAUGACAACACCUAAUAGCAACAGAACACUCGAGAAUUGAGUCUUCUCAUACUCUUUCCCUCUCUGUCGCUCUCCGUCUCUCUCUGACUCUCCUUUUUCCUCCUUUUUUCCGCUUCAUAAUGGAAAUAUGUGCUGCAAGCCCCGCUGGAAAGCCCUUUCGAUCAGAUGGAGGAGACUGCUCUCCCUGGGGCCCCACAUCACCCCUGUCCACACCUGCCUGGCACCAUAGGUCAGUGUCACACACACAUGCACACACGCACAUGUGCACACACGCACACAAGGAGGUUUUGGGUUUUUUUAAGUAUUUCUGUAACCUUUUGGGGUCACCUGAAAUUUACAAAGGGCCAUGGUUCCUCCGUGGUGGUUACCAUUUUAAUGCUGCCAAAUUUUGCCAAAAUUGUGAACUUUCUCCCUCACAAUCCCCACCCUGGUUUUUCUUCCACCCAGAGGCGUGGGGUGAGCACACAAUCUAAUUCUGACUCCACAUAAGAGACAUAUUGGUGGUGCACCCCAUUCAGCUGCGCCCCCCUCUCCCCAGCCUGCUUUCCACCUCCGCCCAGGGCUCCCUGCUUUCCAUGACUAGGUUAUUUUUCGGGGGAAUUGGACAAAAUGGGAUUUUCCCUCAUGAAAAUGGGAAAGGCUGAGGGGGCUUCCUGCCCAGUCCCUCAGCUCUGCCCCCCCCCCCAGGCUGGAGGAAACAGACCAGGAGAACCUGAAAGCUUGGCUUCCGGUCCAGGGGGUCCGCCUGUCAGUCUACCCUGGCCCCUGCCUGACCCAAGGGCCACAGACGGAAAGGGAUUUCCAGGGACUCAGCCCAGCCGUUCAUGCGGGUGUGCAAGGGAGGGGUGUGAGACACCCCAGCGGUGAGCAGCAGCGGGGCCAUGGAUCCAAGCAUUCUGAGCUUUGUCGACAUUUUCUCUGUUACUAGGACUUCUUCAUGGGUCUUACAGUUCUAUGUUAGACCAUGAGACAUUUGCAUACACAUCGUCUUUAAUGUCACUUUUAUAACUUUUUUACGGUUCAGAUAUUCAUCUAUACGUCUGUACAGAAAAAAAAGCUGCUAUUUUUUUUGUUCUUUAUCUUUGUGGAUUUAAUCUAUGAAAACCUUCAGGUCUACCCUUCCUCCCUUUCUGCUCACUCCAAGAGACUUCUUACGCUUUGUACUAGAGUGUGUGAUUGUUCUUCUCUUCUCCCAGUAACGGAUACUUCUAGAACAUAAUCUGCCAUGAACUGGUUGAUGCCUUUUUAUAAACACACCCUGCUCCCACCUCCUGGCCCCAUUCUGUGUCUUCUAACCUGUAGGCUCUGUGGGCACGAGGCGGGCGAGGGAAAGAGGCGGAUCGGGGGCCCGGGCCGGGUGCUGGCCCCGUGCUCCCCUCUCCCCACACCCACCUCACACGGCGUUGGAGUCUGUUACAGCGCAAGACAUGACGCAAACUCAGGUCAGAAAUACAAAGGCUGAAUAUCUCACACCCUUGUCCAGUGUCUAUGGUCCCGGUCGUUGGCAGUCUCACCUUCUCUUCCCCCGCCUUUGUUUUGGUUUGUGACACACAUAUAUAUUUUUGUAAUUUUUGGGUACAACAGCAGUUUUAACUGCAGACAUUAGGCAUUUGGAUUACUGUUUUUUAGUGGAUAUUUAAUCUUUGCAUCCCACGGGAAACAGCUGCUGAGUCCCAGGGUGCAUCAGAGCAAGGCCUCACAGGGCCCUCUGCCACCCUGUGCCACCACCCUCACUAGACCGACCUACCUGUCUCCAGAACCGGAGCAUCCCACAGGACCUGGCUGCCCCGACAAGGAGCAAGACCCCAGUACCGCAGCCGGCCCUGGGCAUCGAGCUGACCGCCAGGUCUGCUGGCCUCAGCGCUCUGCCUGCCGACGGGGGCCCAGAGCCCUGGUGGGACCCCCAGACCUUGGGCCCAGGGGUCCUGUUUCGUGCAGUGCUUAGCACUCCCCAGAGCAGUGACGGCCCCAGAGGUGCUUCUGGGACAGAAAUGUUUAAAUUCUGAGUAAGGACAAAGCUCAAGGAUGGCAAUUGCUAGGUUGUGACUGGAGAAAGUUGGUAGCACUUAUUGCUGAUCAGUAGUCCCAGUCUCGUGACCUCUCAUGGCCUCUGUCCCAUGGUAUUUUCCCUUCAAGGAGAAAAUGAGUAAAAGAAAAAGGGUAAUUCAGAAGGUAUUAUAUGUAGGAGUCUUUAAUUUAUUUUGUGAUACCAGUUUUAAUCACUGUAGAAAAGCCCCCAUUAUGAAUUUAAAUACUGAGGAAAGGCUGUGUGUGUUGCGUGUGUGUGCGUGUGCACGUGUGCGUGUGCAAGACAGGACAGUUUUUCGUUUUUUGGGUGUCUUUUGUUUCUUCAAGCAUUUAUCUACCUCACUCUUAUUUUUUAUAUGUGUAUAUAGAAACAAAGAAUCCAUCUCACAAUUCUCAGCACCUGACAGUAGGCCAUUGGUACCGGUCACCUCAUCCAUCCCACAGGCCACUCACCCAGGUGACGCAGGGAGAGGUCAGGCUGUAUUUCGGGGUCAGAGCGACACUAACUCCCUCCUCUGCUCGUUUCAGGCAGCCUUUCCUGGAUGUCUUGUCUUGUGUUGCUUUUCUCUUUUUCCCUAACCUGGCUUCUUCAGAGAUGAUGAGCUGUUAGGGUUUCCUGCUCCCGGCCCUCAGCCCAAGGACAGGAGAACAUGCCACGGGGGCCGUCUGGCUGCCCCUGGCUGAAGCCAAGCUGCUUUCAAUGACCAACCUGUGUCACCAUUGAGGGAGCAGGUGUCCCCGGGGUCCAAGGACAGGCGUGUGGCGCUCACACAGCACUCGGGUGCCCAAUGAGCUCCCGUCAGCUGCUCCCGUGAGGCCAGCACUGUGUCCAGGAUGUGCCACUGCUGCCGCCACCUCUGUUGUAUUCAAGGGCACAGCCACAUCAGCAACUGGAGGGCUUGGUCCUCCCAGCCUGCUGCAGAAAGCAGAGGCUCCUGACCUCCAGCCGUGCUGAUGCAGAAAGGUGAAGCCCCGUCCCCUCUAGAGGCUGUCUGCUGUCUCACCGCACCCUUGCACCCCUCCCUGGGGAUGUACCAGACCUGGGGGCUAGAUGGCCAGUGGUCAGUGCUGGCUUCCUCCGUGGUGGUGUACCUCUGUCCAUCCCACCAUCCUGCUGCUCACGGGGUGGAUGGUGCACCUCCCAUGUCCAGCGGCUGCUCUCGCAGGCCCCGGGGAUGGUAGCCGGGAAACACAGCGAGUGAUUUUCCCACCUGCGAUGGCGCCCGCACAGUUCCAGUGCUUGAUGAAGCCCAGGAAGGAACCUUUUCCAUCUGCAGGAACUACCCUUAUCUCCCCAGUCCCUGGGAUCUGGAGGUCAUUGAGAAAUACUUUGAUCAGGGUUUUCUUCUUCCACACUGUAGGUGACCCCUUGGAAUAGUGGCCUCUCCUCUCUUUUGCACAUAACCUACCUGUUCCCACAACUGGAUUUCUACAGAUCAUUCAGCUGGUUAUAAGGGUUUUGUUGAAACUGUCCAAGCUGUCGAUGUCAUUUUGUUUUUGUUCAUGUAGGUGGUUUUCUUUAAGUAGAGGGAGAACACUAACAGCACAGCACCCAUCCUAACGCUUCAGAAACACUUCAAUAAAGGAAACUUUUGCUUGUGUGCUGGUGCAGUUAUUUUACUGGACCAACCCACCCACCUUGACUCUACCAAGGCAUCAUGUAUCCACACUUCUAGCCUCAUUUUAUGCUGAUUUUUCCCACCUCUUCUUUAUUUUUCUCUUUUGUAUGCUCCAAAUGAUAUAAUCAAGCUAGUCGUGGCAUUUUCCAAGCAACCUCCUUCUGACAGCAGCUCACACUGCUCGAAGUCACAUGAACCACUGAGGCACAUCACCGAAUUGAUGUGAGCAUUAAGACAUUCUCCAUCGCCCUUCUCUGAGGGAGGGAGGCUGCAGGAGAUGGUGUCUUCUGGAGAUACUGCUGAACGUGAGCUAUGCGAGGCCCCUGCUGAGGGCUGGCAUGGCGUUGGACACAGUUGGAAUGAGCUUCCUCGUUGGAAGAUAGAAGACUGUGUUUGGGGCCAUUCCUGGCCUCUCAUUCCAGCCCGUUUCUUAGGACUCUGGAUGACAUUUCAAUGGUGGGAAAAGUGGCUUCACAAAAUAAAAAAGUAGUUACUGUGAAACUACCAAAUGGCAGAUGGCUUGUUACAAACUGGUGAGUUCUGGUUGGGAUAACAGAUUGACAAGUCAUAUAUGAUGCCGAGUUCUAGGCCAGUCUGAUCCGCUGAAGCCACCUCAGCAGCCCACCUCUCUGGCAGUGGCCGUUCGAACACAGGCGACUGUAGUGGCAAUGUCACACUGAGCUCAGGUGGGAGAGAAAGCUGGGAUGUGCAUCCAAGGUCCUUCACUGUCACUGUUGGGUUCUCUCAGGAUGGCCAGACCAUGUUGAAGGCAACUCCUUUGCGAAACAGGCACCUUGCAGUUGACAGUAACACUCCAUGGUACGCCUUGGCCCACUCCAGCAGUCCCAGAAGUACAUUUAAGGUUUGGGGUUUGUUCCUUUGUUAAUGUCACUUCUGUGUUUGUCAGCUGUCUUUUCUUUUCCUGGGCUAAGCAGCAUUGGGAGACAAGGACCAGCGAUCCACUCCUUAAGAACCAGUGAAGAAAGUUGAGACUUUCUUACACCACUCUGAACUAGUCGGUGAUACAAAUGAGAACUUCAAGGGAGGAUGUGGUUUAGAUUGAACCUCUGUUGCCAGAGAUGCUGAAGAUACAGACCCUGGACAGGCCACAGCGUUUCACUUUGGGCCUCCAGCUUGGAUGACUAGUGGGUCAUUUAGAGAAACAAACGCUCUUUGAUGGUGGAAUGACCAGACAGAAGGAAACCAUUGUCCCUAGGUAACAGGAUGUAGAGAGAAGAAAUACAGGCAGAAGGGUACAGGACUUGGAAGAAGCAGGAGCAAUAGUUUGAACUUGAAGGUUUCAGAAGGAAUCAGACCAUGUCAAGGGUCCACAGUCAUCUAUGGGCAUUUGGUUUCAACAAAUAAACCUAACAUCCUGCUCCUCAAACUUACCACGACGUCACAUUGUAUAAGAAUACGAACUUCAUCGCUCUCACCAGUUGUCAGUUCUGGGGCAUGACUUUAGGAUUUUGUUUUAUUUUGUUUCUAUAAGAACAUAAUAAUCACUCAUUUGUAUGUCCACGUUUCUGUGUCUGCAUCUUUCUGGUAAGCAUUUUUUUUUUUUUAAUUAGUCACUCAUUAGCAUUUCCAAUAGGGCUCUUAAGUCCAGUAGAUUACGGGUAGUCAGUUGACGAAGAUCUGGUUUACAAGAACUAAUUAAAUGUUUCAUUGCAUUUUUGUAAGAACAUAGAAUAAUUUUAUAAAAUAUUUGUAGUUGAUAAUUGCCGAAAAUAAUUUAAAGACACUUUCUUUCUCUAUGUGUGCAAAUGUGUGUUUGUGAUCCAUUUUUUUUAAGGACACCUGUUUACUAGCUAGCUUUACUAUAUGCCCAAAAAAAGAAAAAAAAAAUGAAAAAAAGAAAAAAACAAAAACAAAAAAAGAUUUUUUUCCAGACCCUAGCUGUGGUUCACUCUCUUUCCUUCAUGCUUUGUGCCCUCAUUUAUAACAAAGGAAUGAUGAUUUUAAAAACUAGUUCUGUAUCUUCAGUAUCUUGGUCUUCUAGAACCCUCUGGGUGGGAAGGAGAUCAUCUUUUCCUGGUCAUUUCCCCUUGCAGUGUAGCAACUUUAGUGGACGGAAGGAACCUCACUGGCCAUAGAAACAGCGCAGGUGUUCUGCCCGGGGUGAGCCACAGUGCCCAGCAUCUGCUUGGCUGACUUGGUUAUUGUCAUGGUCCUGCAAUGCCAGAGAGGUGGGAGGACUUUGGGGCACAGCACAUGGUCUUCACAGUGACCACACAAAAACUUGUGAGGCACCCAGGCCAUCUGCUUCUGUGUCUCAUAGCAUGUGAAGUGCAUUGUCUCCACAAGAAAGAGACAUUCAUUUAUCUAAGGCAGAACACUGAAGGUAACAUUUUUUUCCAAUAUACAACAAAUUCUUUUGAUAAAAGCCACAGCAUACCCAGCCCUCAAAUUUUUAAAUUCAAAUCCAUGUCCUCUAGUUGCCACUGCAUCAUUGGCCAUGUUCCUCCACGAAAUCUCUGUUACUGGAAACAUCUGUAAAUUUUGUACUCCAUAGGAGAAAGGUCCAGAAACCAUCUGGUAUUUUUGUUGUUGUUUUCAGCUUAUUUGGUUGGUUGGCCCCGUGUUCAUACAUCCACAGGUAGCACAGAUGCCUGGUGAAAAUACCUGUCUACUUUCUAAGCCAGUGAGGUUAAGGUGAGAGGUUUGCCAGAGUUUGUCUACCUCUGGGACUAAAAAAAAAAAAAAAAAAAAAAAGAUCCAGAAGGCGCGAUGGAAUGGAUGCAUCGUGAAAAAUACAUUUUCUGACUUCUCUUGUUUAAAAGGUUUUGUUUUUUUUUUUAAGUAAAAUUUUUUAAAAAAAGACAACAUGGCCAAUUUGUUACAUAAAAUGACCUUGUGUAUAAAUUAUUCCUUUAAAAAUCCUCUGUUUAUAUAAAAAAUCAAUAGAUUAAAAAAUGAUAAAAUGUUUUUGUAUAUUCUGUUGUAAGAAUUUAUUCCUGUUAUUGCGAUAUACUCUGGAUUCUUACGAGAAAUAAAGAAACUGUCUAUUUUGAAUGGCUGAAGCUAAGGUGACUUUAGUUUCUCUUACUCUGCUUUUUUCUAGUGGUUAAAGUACAACAUGGUUUAAGUUAAAUAAAAGAAUUCCAUAUGCGC
This is a messenger RNA of Cavia porcellus (domestic guinea pig), 11661 nucleotides long. RefSeq names its product insulin like growth factor 1 receptor (gene Igf1r). Gene Ontology annotation, cellular component: plasma membrane; insulin receptor complex; axon. Gene Ontology annotation, molecular function: phosphatidylinositol 3-kinase binding; insulin receptor substrate binding; ATP binding. The record is from RefSeq and is a predicted model, not a curated record. Gene Ontology annotation, biological process: multicellular organism development; insulin-like growth factor receptor signaling pathway; positive regulation of kinase activity. The transcript has 21 exons. Bases 547 to 4650 code for a protein of 1367 amino acids. NCBI's taxonomy places the organism in Eukaryota, Metazoa, Chordata, Mammalia, Rodentia, Caviidae.